UGGACUUUACACCGGCGUGCAUCCAAUUUUGUAGCUGUCCUGAAAUAGGCGGGGACGGUCUGGUGGAAGCACCAGUAGAUUCUCAUUCUUCCACUCUAAGGUUAGAAAAGCUUGCCACUGCUCGAAACCCUAAAGAUUUUUCUCUGUUUUCGGCAACCAAAUUUUAACCAAAACAAGAAGAAAAAACCCAAGAUUCAAACCCGUUGCUUCGAUCGAACCCUCGGUGUCUCCCCACAUUAACCUUUUUUUCUGCCAUUCCCUUUAUGAGGUGACGCAAGUUAAAGUAUGGCAGACAUACCAGGUUAUGUGAGAGCCUGCUUGCACACUGGGAAACUUGCUUUCUUGGCAAUUUUGGUUUCUGGAGGGAUUGUGUUACAAGUUCUGGCAUGUGCAUUGUACAAUAAUUGGUGGCCAAUGCUAACAGCAAUUAUGUAUGUGUUUCUUCCCAUGCCGCUGCUGUUUUUUGCGGGUUCUGAUACCUCGGUUCUGUUUUCUGAAUCUUCAAAUAGCUGGGUGGAUGCGACUAAGUUCUUGACAGGGGCUUCAGCAAUUGGCAGCAUCGCCAUACCCGUUAUCUUGAAGCAUGCCGGUGUGAUUGGGUGGGGAGCCCUGGGAUUGCAGCUUUCAUCCUACGUCAUAUUUAUUGUAGCCAUAAUGUUUUAUAUUCAAAUGAACAAUGAGGAUGAUCAUUAUGGAUACACCAUGUUCUGAGACAUGGUCCGAGGGAGGGCCCAGCCAUGGAUGUGUAAACGAUGUAUUGAUGUCAAUUCAAGCAGAUCAAUCUUCUUAUUGCU
Molecule: messenger RNA, 794 nt
Organism: Diospyros lotus (date-plum)
Lineage: Eukaryota; Viridiplantae; Streptophyta; Magnoliopsida; Ericales; Ebenaceae
Product: vacuolar protein sorting-associated protein 55 homolog
Exons: 5
Coding region: 286-711 (141 amino acids)
Biological process (GO): late endosome to vacuole transport via multivesicular body sorting pathway
Cellular component (GO): endosome
Source: RefSeq, a predicted model, not a curated record